Scylla paramamosain (green mud crab) is the source of this 3263-nucleotide messenger RNA. RefSeq names its product inositol monophosphatase 3-like. The transcript is spliced from 7 exons. Gene Ontology annotation, biological process: phosphatidylinositol phosphate biosynthetic process. The record is from RefSeq and is a predicted model, not a curated record. NCBI's taxonomy places the organism in Eukaryota, Metazoa, Arthropoda, Malacostraca, Decapoda, Portunidae. Gene Ontology annotation, cellular component: endomembrane system. The coding region runs from base 266 to 1294 and encodes 342 amino acids. Gene Ontology annotation, molecular function: 3'-nucleotidase activity.
ACACAGAGAGAGAGAGAGAGAGAGAGAGAGAGAGAGAGAGAGAGAGAGAGAGAGAGAGAGAGUAAAAAAAAAGUAAAAACAAAAAGAAGGCAGCGGAGGAAGAAGUGAUAAAGGACACAAGAAGAGGAAGAGGAGAGGGACGAAGUGGUGAUGUGUCGACUGUCGACGAGCGUGUGAGGAGGAAGGGACGGAAGGACAGGUGGUACAGGUGACGCGGCCCCCUAAUGAAUACACAGAUGAUAAGAGAGAGAUCCCAAAUCCUACAAUGAAUUUGGGGGCAUCUGUACGUGUCAACAAGUGUGGGGUGUGUGUGUUGAUGACGUUGAUGGUGAUGGUGGUGUUUCUCUACAAAUAUGGCAACAACACAGAGUUCAAGAGAGAAGUCGUCAGUCUAAGGAGCUUACUGUCAGCAGCUAUUGAUGCUGCCGAACGAGGGGGUAGAGUUGUAUAUGAUGUUCGUGAGGCAGCCACCUUGCAUGAACAGAGCAAGGGUAAGACGAAAGAGGGAGCCAAUGAUCCGGUGACUGAUGGAGACAUUAAGUCCCAUCUUACAAUGUUCUUCUCCCUUCAGAAAUCCUUCCCUGCCAUCAAGAUAAUUUCAGAGGAGCACAGCCUCAGUGAUGUGGAUGUGUCCUCUGUGUCUCCAGCUGCUCUCAUCCAUCCUGAGGUGACGGCAGCUAUAGUAGAAGACCAGAUGGUUCCAGCUGGAGACAUUCGGGUCUGGAUUGACCCUCUGGAUGCCACCCAGGAGUACACAGAAAACCUGAAGGAGUAUGUGACCACCAUGGUGUGUGUGGCAGUGAGAGGACAUCCUACCAUUGGGGUGAUUCACAAACCUUUCAGCAAGUCCACAGCCUGGGCUUGGGUGGGCAAGGGUGUGUCCCCUGCUCUGCGUCAGACAGGAAACCAGGGAGUGAUCAAAAAUGACAUUGCUCGCAUCAUAGUGUCUCGCUCCCAUGCUGGUGAUGUGAAGACAGUUGCCACUGCUGCAUUUGGGGAGAAAACUGAAGUUAUUCCAGCUGGAGGAGCAGGCUACAAGACCCUGGCAGUGGUGGAGGGAAAGGCAGAUGCGUAUGUGCACUCGACAGCGAUCAAGAAGUGGGAUCUCUGUGCAGGGAAUGCUGUACUCUUUGCGCUCCAUGGCAACAUGACGACUCUUGGUGGGGAUCAUCUGGACUAUGGCAGCCAAGAGGAAUAUAAGAAUGAAGGUGGUGUCUUGGCCACACUAACCAAUCACAGUUACUACCUUCAGAAACUCCAGGUUCUUGGGAUUAAGACACCGAAGGCAGGCUAAUAGGUUGAAUGCAAUCAUAUCCAUGGUAUUUAUAUCCCCUAGAUUUAAGGCUGAUACGAGAUAAUCUUUUAUAUUGUUGUAUAUAUUUAUGGUAAAUUAUUUUUAGUUUUUAGUUGAGAUAAUUAUUAUAUACAGAUUGCAGGGUUCUUGUGUUUUCUUGGGCAUAGUACAUCUAUAAUUUUCUUCGUAUGGUUAAUACUGUAUAGAUGUGCCAUAGGUAAGUGAAGACCAAUGCCAGGAGGGUCUACAGAAUGAAUGUUAUUGAUGUUUUAUAUUAAUUUAAUGAAUUUAAUCGUAUUUUAUGCUCAUUUUGUAUUAUCUUGUUAAUCUUUUAUGAUAUUUAUGCUGGCUUUAAAUCAUCUUCAUAAUAUUCUUGGUGUUUCAUGUUAACUCUACUUUGCCCUCACAUUUCAAGCAAUUUAUUCCAUAGGGUUAAUGAAGUGUUGUUGUUGAAUGGCUUCUAGAGGUACAGUAGCCAUGUUGGUCUCCCUUUACCCUCUAUAUGUGGCAUGUGUAUAGCAGGGCAUGGCACACGGGAAAGUGUUGAAUCUCAUGUUUCAUCAGUACUGUGACAUUACCAUGGGAUUGGAAUGGCUUGAUUGUUAAAGGAUGAUUGUUAAAUGGAUGAUUGUUAAAGGGAGUUCAGUUCAUUCAACAUUUCAGCUGCAGCUCAUUAUACCCUGGCAUGAUUCUCUUACAGCUCUCUUAUUUUCCAUCUUCUGUCUUUCAUUUAAUUUUAUUUUCCCUAAAGUCAGGUAUUCAGAUAAAAAUUUUUGUAUCGAAUUUGCUGUUUUGGUACAAUUUUCUGUGUUCUGAAAGAUUUCUGAGCACUGCAAUUCACUGUUAAUUUGUUUGAGCAGUGAAAGACAGUAGCUAACAGUGAAGGUUGUUGUUGAUGUAAGGCUGUUGAGCUUUGAUUUAAUACAGCUUGGUUUAAUGGAAGCUCAUGUAGUUGAGGAUGAGCUAAGUUAUGCCUCAGUGAUCAUCUUGGUAUGAUUGGUAACAUGUUGAACUUGCAUUACCUUGAGUGUCCUGUCAAGAUUCAGAAGAUCUCUCAUGGACAGUUUUUCCUUCCUCUAAAUAAACUUUCCAUGUUUGCAUGAUGCUUCUAAGGAGGUAUUAUACAAUGGCUAGCUGUGAGGUUUUGAAAAGAUGGAUAAUUCAAAUUGUUGGUUACUAAUAGGGAAGGACGUCGCCACAGUUGUAUUGAUUCUAUGACAGAGGCUUAACCUGCAGUGUUUUUGUGCCUAUUUCAGUGGCUCCAUGUAUAGGUUAUUUCCUGACCUUACCUGGUUGACUAGAAUUUUGCACAAUGCCCCAUAUGCUAGCUCCUGUGGUAAAAAUGGGAGGUAGGAGUUCAGAAAGUAUACUUUAGAUGGGGAUGGUCACAUAACCUCAAGAAAAGUAGAAUAUUAUUGAUUUCACUACUGUGAUGAAAAGUUUGAGGGUUCAUGGCAGACUGUCAUCUAUGAGCACUGAAAUGAACACUAUACAUUGAAAAGUCUUGUGAUAGAGCAGUGUCUCCUCUUAGCUGGAAAAUAAGUGUUGAAGAUCAGAUGAUGAUAUCAGUCACAGUGUUGUUGACCCCUUUACCCAUCCAGUCCAACUCUCCAAGUUGAUAUAAAUGUACAAUAAAUAGUGUAUUGUACCUGAUAUUGAAUUCCUCCUAGACUGCACUUGUUAGCAGCAAUCAUGUCAGUAUAUUUCCCAGCUGUCCUCUUUGGUGGUGGUUGACUGCAGCUGUAUAGAACUCUUAUCUUGGCCAUCCUGUUAGGAUUAUAGGAUGUACAAACCUACCAAUACUGUUGUGGUGCAAGUGUUAUUGUCACCUUUGCUUUACCAGGAAGGUGUGGUGAGAUUGGUUACCAGCCCAACAUGUCUGGCCAAGGACUUAGGUAACCUAAGUUAGGGCUGUAUGAUCUUGUGAAUGGGCAUUGAAUAAUGCAGGAAUAAACACAUUUACUUAAAA